AUGAGUGAAAUGAUGAAGACGGCGACGCACCGACGAAAAUUAUCACUGCCGGCCACCACCCUGGCCUCCUCCAACUCCUCGUCGCCAAAUCCCGCAGCAACAACCUCGUCACCCUACUUCCUACCCGAGCUCAUCUCCCAGAUCGCGAGUCGCGUGACCACCCUCCAGGAUUUCUUCGCCCUCCGCGCAACCUACCGGGAUCUCCUCCCUCCGUUGCCGUCCAACCUCGCCUGCCAAGCCCCACACCUUCUCCUUGUACCGGGAUCUCUAGCCCUGUUCCACCUACCCCUCCGCCGUCGCCUGCGCUUCCGCCUCCCCCGCCCCAUCCCUGAUGUUGACCCUAGCCCUGCCGCCUUCUACUCUUUUGGCUAUCGCAUCGCCAUGAAUAGCCCCAACCACCGUGAGCUCACCUUCGUCCACCUCCUCACAGGAAAGCGAUUUUGCCUCCCCCAUCCACCAGCAGACUUCUGUCGCCUCCUCCUCUCCGGCGAUCUCGUUCUUGCCUUCGUUCCGACGUCGGCCGUGCCGUCCAGUAUUGCCGCCUCGGGGAUGUUGAAUGGCCCGUGGCGUCAUGCACUGAACCCUACGUUCUUGAGGAUUUGAUCUUUCUCAAGGGCAACCU
Messenger RNA from Triticum aestivum (bread wheat), 622 nucleotides. RefSeq lists its product as uncharacterized. Bases 1 to 603 code for a protein of 200 amino acids. The transcript has a single exon. NCBI's taxonomy places the organism in Eukaryota, Viridiplantae, Streptophyta, Magnoliopsida, Poales, Poaceae. The record is from RefSeq and is a predicted model, not a curated record.